AUGAAAAUCGAUUCUAAAACAUUACGGCCGUGUAGUGCAGAAAUUUUUCCUCGAUGUAUGCAACUUAUUGAACAUAUCAAAUCAUCCUCAGAUCGGAGGAUGUUUCUGAAACGACUGACUGAAGUUCAUGAAUGGCAACCACAAUUUGGGAAAUCCGAAAUGGCGAGAUGGUCUGACGUUUUGAACAUGUGCGAUGAGGUAUUGAAGGAUGCCGUAACAUGUAGUUCAUCACCGGGUGCACCGAUGGCUAUCGACGAAGAUCAGAACCUAUUACCAGACGUCACAUCUGUUCUUUCUUUUACCGCUAUGCUUUUCGAGAACACUUUCACCCGUUCAGUCUACAGUUCUACUGAUCGCCUGUUAAACUUGUUGGAUUCUGGUAAUGUGGAGGUUGUUGUGGAAACGUUGCGAUUACUGUUGGUUAUCAGUAAACGUUCCAGAUUUCUCUCACAACAUCUCAGUGAUGUCCAGCAGAAAAAACUCACUAUCCGACUUUCCGCUAUUGCUCAGGCUUGUUUUAUAGCUGUCAUAAUCUCUGUAACACUCCUUUUUAGAAGUAUGAAGAUGGAUGAAUGUUGUACUACGAAUGUGCGACCUUCCGCUUUGUUACCAAUCGGAUUUCAGACGGACACGAACAAUCUUGUUCGUUCUAUACAUUUAGAUAAGAGUUUUGCGGCUGAAUUGGAACACUUGUUGUCAGGUAAAAAAAUUGAGGAAGAUGAGCGUGCAUCUUUCAUAGCUCGCUUACGUCUAGUACGGUCAUUUAACACUUCUCGCGGUCGUCGUCUAAGUAUUAUUGCGCGCCUUCUUUCAUUAUCUAUACUGGUUUACACUCGCAGUUUGAUAGAAGAAUGGGCAAUGACUACAAUGCUUUAUGAUGGCCUUAUUGAAGAAAUAACUCGUUUAUUACUAAUUAAUAAUACGUCUGAGUCAAUUAUUGAUGCAGUUAAAACGGAAGCACUUCGUACGCUAACCAGUAUUGUUUCGCUUGGAAGACCUGCAAAGUUGAACAUAGUAGUGGAAUCCCUCGGAGUAAAUUCGUAUCACGGUUUCCUGGCUCGAAUGACUCGCCAGUGUGUCGACGACUUACGGUGCGGAAGAAUUGGAAAUGGGUAUACAACGGUGCCAUUUUGCACCGCCCUGUUUUCUUUGCUUUAUCAUCUUGCAGGAUUUGAAAAUGGCGGUGAAGCAUUAGUUUCGUGCGCUUUAACGGAGACAUUACUGGGUGUAGUAUCCUGUGAAACGCUGCCUUUAGAACUCAUUACUUUUGUUACACGUGCUGUCCGCGUUAUCGAUAUCAUGACUUCGUUAGAUGCUAAUGGUUUUACAUCCUGCAGUGGAAUGAGCAUUAUUGUUCAUCGAUUAAUUGUUAGUGUUUGUGAAAUUUUUAUCAAGUUUGAUGUCAACAUAUGCAUGAAGCAUCUGGCAGAACUGAGCAUUACUGGACCUACAACAGAACAGUGUCAUCAGCAACGUGCUGCACUGAUUAAAUCAUUACUGAAUUUCAUCAAAAGAGCUGUUCAGGAUACACAGUUUGCUGAUAGUACUCGACAUAUCAUGGAUGGUGCUUUACCGAAUGCUUUAAUGCAUAUCUUAACAAACUGCGGAUUUUUUGGAGCUUCACUAUUCCACAAUGGUCAGGAUUUGAUUGUUCUACAACGAUUAUGCCAUUUGUGGUUUGUAAUGUCGCUUUUUUUUGUAGCUGUUUGCUUGAUUACAAAUUUCAUCUACCAGGAACCAUCGUUGCUUACGUCUUUGCAAGAGAAAGGUGUUACGAGUGCUAUUUUGAGGGCAAUAUUCCGUCAAGAGUUACCCGCUUCUCGCGAUGUCAUUGUUGCAUUACCGAACACAUUCACUGCUCUUUGCUUGAACGAUCGUGGACUGAAAGCUUUUAUCGAUGAAAACCCUUUCGAUCAUUUCUGUGACAUUUUCGUGUCGACCAAAUACAUAUACGCUAUGAAAUGCCGUCGGAACGAAAUGAAUGAAGUAGCUUCGAAUCUUGGCACAGCGUUCGACGCCUUUUUGCGCCAUCAUCCGACUCUGCGCGAAAAUUUCCUUAAUUCAUUGGCUAAGAUGUUGAAUAAAUUGCUGGAUGUUGUAUCUGCGGAUUCACCACGUUGCGUCAUGUCUCUUGCAUCAUGCCGCAGUGGUCAAACAGCUUUGGCAGGUUCUUCGAAUACCGUCGUUUCGUCGGCUUCUCCCAAUCGAGAUGAUGAAACUAUCAUGGCAGGCAAUGUUUCUUCGGAUGAUGACGAUGAUGAUCCAGCUUCAGCUGUUGCAAAUAUGGAAGAAAUGCAUACGACCGAAAAUGAAUUACCUCAGUUCGAUCUUGGUCUCUCGUUAUCGAUUAUGUGUGACGGAAAUCCUCUUAUUCCUCUUGGCGAGUAUCUGCUGAAUAUCGGAAAAUUUCUAGAAACACUGUUGACUCAUAAUGCAUCAUCUGAGCAAGCUGAUAUUUUUAUACAGUCUGGUGCUGCUGAUAAAUUACUUUCUCUACUCUUUGUUCGACAGAUUCCGUUAGAAUUAUCGCAAUCAUUAUUUCCGCAAUUGGUCACGAAUAUAAUGCGAUUUCUCUUUCAACAUACAAGGAGUAGUGAUGUGAUAGAUAUGGUUGCGAAUCGGCUGAACAAAUUUUGUGUGGAUAUGUUAAGUUCGUGUAGCGCGAAUGAAGAUUCAUCGAAACCGUCGUUACUUGCGAUGAGUUUAUCAGAUACUUCGUUGGCAAACAUCUGUGCGAUCACAGUUUUUUGUUCUGUUCUUGGCAGUUUGUCAAAAACUGCUCUGGGAAGUAACACAUCCACUAAAACAGCAAUUCUAAGAUUUUGGACAAAUGAAGGUUGUAGACUUCUCGCCUCCUGUAAUCAGGCCCAGAGAGUAGUUGUUUGGGAAAGUGCGGUUUUGCAAGUAUUUAAUGCAACGAAUAAAUGCACAACUUCUACACAAACAGAUGAUAUUCAAUCAGAUGAACAAAUAGGAGAAGCUAAUAUAACUCAAGGGCACGAUUCGGUUGGAGCAGAUAGUGUACCACAGCGCGUAGGUCGACCGAAAUAUCUGCUUGACGAUUACUGGCUUGGUUCAAAAUCAGGAACCAGUGUACUGAAUCGUUGCAAUCGGCAAUGUACAGAAUUGAUGGCAAUGCUCGUCAAAAUAUCUAUCGGUGGGAUGACCAGAACAAGAAGAAUUCAGGAAAAUGAGGGUGGCACACCAUGCGAAAAUGCUGUGCAGCUUGCACUACAGAUAAUGAAAGGUUUCCAGCAGGCUCUGGAAUGGAAACCUUACGAUAAAACUGAUCCUGCUAUAAUGCUACCGUAUUUGGCAGUCUGGAUAAACAAUCUUAGCAACAUUCUAUUUGAUGAACGGAAGAGUCCUUAUCAUUUGAUGCUUUCCGCCUUUUAUCGUACCGGUACUCAUGACACAUUUUUCAACAUUGUCCCAAAUUACUUCGGACGUGAUCAAAAUCAGAAUUAUUGUGUGGAAAUGGGACAGUUGUUACAAGCCUGGUUUUCCUUAACAGAGCGAUUGGUCAAUGCGCACGCAUUCCGCCACUCACGCUAUAAAAUGUCGGAAAAAUUUGCGGAAGCUAAACGUUUUCCAACCGAGAAAUAUCUCGCAAAAUGCCAGCAGGACGCUUUUCGACAAGCCAGUGUUGUGUUCGGCAUAUUACCGUCAUUACCCUUAAGCGAAGCUGUUAAUUUUAACAUGUGUGACAUGAUUGUUUCGAUAUAUCGUGAAAUAGUCAAAGGAAUUGUACCUUUGACUGAAAAACAAAAGCAAACUGUGGUAACAACUUCUGAAGAUCGCGAAAAGAUGGAAGCAGAACUUGAUGAAGCAAAUAUUGGUCUCUUAGUUGAUAUGGGAUUCGAUCGUGAUGCUGCUGUUGAUGCACUGCUGGAGUAUUCAACCGUUCCAGAGGCUGCCGAAUAUCUGAUCGCAACUGACGGCUUAGGCAGACUUCGUCAAUCGUCAACUGAUGAGAGGAUUGAUGCCGAUGAUAUUGAUGCUGACGAAGGAAGUGGCAGCCAAAAUAAUGAUUUGAAUGUGGAAUUCGAAGAUGUCCUUUUGAAAGAGCCAAUUUCCUUGAACGAAGUACCUCCUCUCGACACCCGCCUAGUUAUUCCAAUUCUUUUGAAUUUGAUGGAACAGGGUACAGAGCUAGUGUUCAGUACAUCAGAAAUUAUGCUGGCAAUCUUAAAUGAAGUAGACGAUGAGUGGAGAAAAAAUGUGCUUAUUGGUGAAUAUUUGGUACAGGAUAUCCUUUUGAUGGUGGACGAAUUACGCUGUGACGAGACUGACGAGAAAACAGUUACAUCGCUUGCAACUCGUCUGCAUUUCGUAUGUUUGUUGUGGCCCGGCAUUGCUACUACUUAUAUAGAUGUCUUUACAGAGUAUCGUCUUCACAGUGUCUUGAUUUCUGUGCUUGACAUGGUUAUCAUACACUGUGCAAGGAGACCUGCAUUUGUUAGGCUUAUCGCACCGAUAUGCUUGUGGCUCGAUCUGUAUGAUAAAAUGUUAAAAUUAUUGGAUAGCAAGGAUAAAGUUGAAAAGGCUAUUGAAUCGUAUGCAUGGAAAUAUUGGGAUACCGAUGAAAGAGGUGGCGUGUUUGCUUGGAUUAAUUAUCCUCCCGCGGCCUCGCAUAUACUCACAAAUGCAUUUCUUUCUGGUCGAAGAAAUUGUAGCGUAAGCGUAGGGGGCCGCCAAUACACUGUUGAUUUUCCGUCAAUGAGUCAUCGUAAUGUUGAAUCUCACAUUGAACGACCGAUUACAAUUUCCGGUCGCUUGAAAGAUGGAAUUAUAUUAUCCGAAAUACUUGCUCAGAGUAAAGAACAUAAAGAAUGGGAUGAGAUAGUUCGUGACAGACUUGUGUCAGCUGUCAUUGGCCUUCUUAGCUUAUCAAAUAUAGAUGCAACCUCGAUCCAUGCGAUUUUUAUUUUGGCUGCACGUAUUACAAGAGACUUCGUAGUCGCAAGAGAAUUUUUACAGCAGGGAGGCGUGCAAACAGUGAUAAAUGUGUCGGGUUCCGCAGUACCAUCAUCAGCCAUUUUUGCGGCACUUAUCAUUCGUCAUUGUCUCGAUGAUGAGAUUGCAAUAAGACAGAUUUUCGAAAAAACAGUGCGUACAAUUGCUGCAGGUGGUUAUACUAUCAAUCCGCCUUUAACAAGAUGGAAUCAUAUCAGGACACCGCGAACAACUCGUGACUGGUUACAUGCUAUACGCGCUCUUUCUCCGCUAUGCGCGCGUCAUCCACAAAUUUUUACUGUUACUAUGGAACGGGUUGCGCGAAAACAGAAGGAUCAGAUAACUAUUUUACCAAUGAGUCCCGUUGAUCCUUCUUACAAGCAGUGGGCUGCAUGCUCACCUAUUAAACAGGUGUUGACGCAUUUAUUAAAUCACACGUUGGAUUUCUCAUGGGAAGAUUCGAAUAGAGUGGUAAAUCGCGCAUCACUUGUACGACUGAUUGCUGAAUUGGCGAAGAGUUAUAGUAUUGUCGCAACGAUAGUUGCUGAAUCGCAUGAUCUUAAUGGGCAACCUUUUAUGGUUUCGCUCCUCAGCAAGUGUGUUGUGCCCAGCAGUUCUUCUGCGGCUGAUGGUAAUCUUUCUGUGGCUGUGAAGACUUUUGUAGCUGCAAUCGCCUCAUGCAGUCAUUCACCAAAAGCUCAGGAGGCGUUGAUCUCAAGUAUUAUCUCCUGUCUUCAUAUUGUUUUCUCUGAAGCUGAUUCAAAGAUAGCUUGUAGUAAGCUGAGGGCAUUAUCAGACCUGUUUUUGUUGGCACGUGAUGCAUGUCCUACAGGACCACAAAAUGUGCGCAGCAGCACAAAUUCAAAUGCAAUUUUGCGCUUGAUUAUAAAAAAACGAGUCUGUAUCGAACUGAGUAGAGUGCCGUGGUAUUUGAAUUUGUCAGCGAAAGAAGGUAUUGAGACAUUGAACUACAUUUUGCGAGUUUUGGAAGAGUUGACGCGUACAAUCAACAGUAGCUAUGCUGCACAGAAUCCAAUAGGAGAAAAUCCAUCAGAAGCGCUGUCAACGGCUCAGAAUGCAUCAGCAUCUGUGACACUAGUUGCGACAUCAGAAAACGAUGCAUCAGCUACAGUAACAGCAAGAGAGGGUGAACAUUCUCAGGAUGAUCAACAUGUCGAAGACAGCUGUAGUACUGCCGAUGAACAUCGUUUUGAAACCCAUGAGGUAACGGUUGAACGAAAUAGACCGGAUGAUGAUGAUUACUGUGCAGACGAUGAUGAGGAUCGUAGUCGUGCUAGACAUCCGGAUGCUGCUGAAGAUUCAAGUGAAAGUGAAGAUGAAGACGAUGCAGAUGACGAUGACGAUGAUGAAGGUGCUGCUCUUAAUGAAAUGGACGUAGACGAUGAAUCGGAUGAUGAGCAUGAUGAUGUAAUGGAAGAAGAAGGACGCGUGAGCGUCGAAGAAGAAGACGAUUUUGGAAUGGUGGAAAUGGAACCGGCAGCACUAAGUCGUUUUGCCUUAGUAGAUAGUGUAGAUGAUUCUGGACCUGCAGAUAGAUUUGAAGAUGGCGAUUCUGACGAAAAUUUUGUCAACGCAAAUAUAUUUGUUGAAAAUUUGGAUGAUAUCGAUGCUCUUACAAAUGGUGCUUUCACGGGUGCCCGUCUUUUUGUAAAUACUAGUUUGGAAGCUGCACAUGCAGAUAGAUCAUCGGUUGCAGUCACUUCGGUGCAUCCCUUAUUGCAGCGGUCAUCACAAACCAGUGGCAGUGAUAGCGUCAUAGGUCAAAGACCUACGAGGAAACGAGCUAUUAUAUCAAAACCGGAAUAUGCAUUUAAAAAUUCACAAAAGAAUUCUUAUCAGAGUUAUCGCCUUUUGGUUGGUCAGCGUCGUGGAGCUGGAAAUCUGAAUUCAACAGGCUUGCAUCGCCAGAAUGCAGUACGACGUUGGACAACAUUCGGCACACAAAGUGAAUUUAUUGAACGACUCUUUGAUGGUUCCGCCACAGCUAAUGGCACUCAUCUUUUCGACGUCACUCCGGCACGUCAACGCUUCUUGAAUGUCGUUAUGCAAGACCAUGGAUUGGAUAAUGCAACUGCAGUUACUGCUGAAGAGCGACGACAGACAUCCGUUCCACUUCCACUGGAACGAUUUUCAGAUGCUGCAAGAUUGAUUGAUGGUCAUGCUCAUUUGUACUUGUGGGUUAUAGUCGCAUCUUAUAUCACCGGUAUUAUGGAUCUAAUUGAGAAGAACGAAAAUGAAAAAAAAGCAGAAGAAGAGAUAAUGAAAACGCAGAAAGAUUUUACGGAGGAAUCUUCGAAGAGAACUUUGGAUGAUACGGAAUCAAAUGAAAGUAUUAAUACGGCACGACUGUUUAUUGAUGAGGAAGAACAUGAGAAUGCUGGAAACGUUGAUGUUAGUGUUGCUGAUACACAACCAGAACAUUCAUCAGAAUCUAUCAAUAUAACAAUCCAAGCAAAUAGUGCUCCAGAGCCCAUGGAUCAGUCAGAUGCGCUGUAUUUUGAUGCUUUGGAAAAUUUUGAAAAUCAGAUUGAGCGAACCGCUGAACAGGAACAGAGACAGGAAGCUAUCACUUCAGACAGAAACAGUAAUAUUUCAACAGAGGCGUCGAUGCAUACAUUACCAGUUACUGUAAACGAAGCUGGAGGACAAGAAAAUGUGGAGCAACUAAAUGCAUUAGAGGCUGCGCCAGAAACUUCACACGCUAACCAAGAUGAUUUCAGAGAAAUAUUGGGAGAUAUAGAAAUUCCCGAAGGUGUAGAUCCUGCAUUUUUGGCAGCUUUACCGGAAGAUAUACGUAUGGAAGUUAUCCGAGAUCACAUGAGACAGCAGCGUUCACAACGUUUGAUACAAAGUUCUGCAAACCUAGAGGCAGUUGGGCAGGCAAAUGGUGAAAGUGGAGUGCCUGUAAUUGAACCGCUUGAUCAAGAUUUCCUAAACGCACUUCCACCUGAUCUGCAAGAAGAAAUCUUAGCACAGCAUGAAAGAACUGUGCGAUUAGCUCAGGAAAGAACAGAAAAUAACAGUGCACCGCCCGCAGACACUCCGGUUGGUGCAGAUGAUGCAGCUGCGUUAAUUGAAUCGCUUCCACCAACUCUGCGAGCACAAGUACUUGCUGAUGCGGAUGACACGGUUUUACAAGUUUUACCCCAGAAUGUUGCUGCUGAAGCACGACGUUUGCGAGCAUCCUACGAAGCACAACAGGUUAUGCGUUUUGCCCGUAUGUUAGCGCCUACACAACGAUUCCGUCCUGCCAAUGGUCGGUCAAUUCCCGGAACAAGCGGCAACACUACUUCUGUAGGUGCACUUGCUGGAAUUACUACACUUGCUUCGAAAAGUGCUACACAAUUGCUAGACCGAGAUGCCAUUGUCACAUUAUUGCUUCUUUUUUUCAUCGAUCCAGCUCGUCUUAAUACUCAACGUUUACAGAAGCUCAUCAAAAGCCUUUGCGCACAAAAUGUAACGUGUGAUUUCGUAAUUUGGUGCUUAAUUGCUUUACUUGACAAAGUAGACGAGGACGCUGUUCAAUAUGAAGAUUUUACGGGCACAGUGUCUGGUUGGUUGGAUCAGAUAUGCGUGCACAGCGGUAUUGGGCAACAUGAACAAGCUGUCAAAUUCUUCAAGAGCACUCAUACAGUUGCUCUGCAUCCGGCAAUCUUAACAACGGUCUGUCGUCUUGUACUGGAUACAUUAAUCAAUCUUGCAAAAACUUAUCCAGGUCAUUUUCUUCCUGCCAAACUGCGUGCAUCAGGUUCUCUUUCCAAUGCUGGAUUGCCACCAUUCUCGCAGUUCUGGGCUAUUGUCCAUAGCCUAUCGAAAGCAGAUAUCUCAUCCCGUUCUACCCAUCGACAUAGUUCAUCGCUAGAAACAGCUUUGGGACCUGGCGGAAUUAAUGCAAGCAUGGCUGCUUCAUCACUUGAAGAUAGUGCUGUUGGUGUACUGAUGGAGCAUAUUAGACGUCCAGUUAUUCUCUCGUCAUCUGUAUUGCAGGAUAAGUUACUUCGCCUUAUAUGUACGAUCGUCCAGACUUUACCGGAUGAAACUGUCACGAAAAUGUCGAUUGAUUCGACAGCAGAAAAACCUCCACUUGCCCAGCAACUCGAAUACAUUGUUUUGGCCUUGACAGAAGGUGAAUGCUCAGAAGAAGGGUUAGCGGAUGGACGAACCUUACUCUUGGAAUUAAUUCGUGCCCUGAGUCCAUCUACAAAGACUUUUGUAAUGUCUCUCCUUAUAAAUGCCGCUGAACGCCUAGGAGCUCGACUCCUGCCACAUAUUGAGAGACUUGAAGAAGAACUGAAAGAAUUAACCAACGAAGGAAGUCCCUCGUCAUCUCUUGAGCAACAACCAUCAGGUUCAAAAGUUGCGGUUAAUCGUUAUGACGAAUCAGUGAUUGUGAUCAGUGGAAUAUUGAAUUCACGAGCAGUCAUGAAUGCAUCAGGCUGUUAUGAACUACAGUUACCUGCUAUGAGAGCACUUACUGAUAAAAAUGGAGUUCAAAACGUAUUUCUGAGAACCCUGCAGACAAUCAUCAAAAUGAGAGAAGUGCUGAAAUCACAUGCAAGAUGUAUUGAGAUUGACGUAAGUAUUGAAACUGCAGGAGAGCAGGAUAGCGAAAAUGCACAGGGAGAAGAUAAAAAUGCAAUCGAAAAAUAUGAAAGGAAAAAACUUGCCGAAAAAGAAGAAAACAUGAGCAUAUUAUUAAAUACGUUAGAACCGUUAUGGGAACUUGUAUCGAGAUGUCUGAAACGUCUUACAAAUGCAGAUGCACAUGCAGCAUUAGCUCUUCAACCAAGUGCUGAAGCUUUUUUUCUGGUAUAUGGAUCGGAAUUGUCGUCUAUUGAUCCAAGCAAACUACAUGAGCAUCCAGAUGCUCAAAAACUUCUUCAUUUCGCUGAGAAGCACCGGAAUAUGUUGAAUCAGGUUCUGAGACAGAGUGGUGGUAGUUUAACGGAUGGCCCCUUCGCAGUACUGAUUCAGAUGCCAAAAUUGUUAGACUUUGAUGUCAAACGUAUCUACUUUCGGAAACAGAUGCAGAAAAUCGAUGAACGUGUUAGAGGUGAAGACGUAGCAGUGCGGAUUCGUCGCAGUCACUUAUUCAGUGAUAGUUUCCGGGAAUUAUUCAGACUGCGUGGUCCGGAAUGGAAAGCGAGAUUUUACAUCAUUUUCGAAGGUGAAGAAGGGCAAGAUGCUGGCGGAUUAUUACGUGAAUGGUUUUCAAUUAUUACACGGGAAAUUUUCAAUCCAAACUAUGCACUCUUUAUAACUUCUCCAGGCGAUCGAGUGACAUAUAUGAUCAAUAAAACUUCAUACAUUAAUCCGGAACAUUUGGAAUAUUUUAAGUUUGUUGGAAGAAUAAUAGCAAAGGCAAUAUAUGAGAAUAAAUUGCUGGAAUGUUAUUUUACUCGAGCAUUUUACAAACACAUUUUAAGUGUUCCUGUUCGAGCACAGGAUUUAGAAUCAGAGGUAUUGUUGCCUUUUUCUGUUGAACAAGAGACGAAACGAGAGCUAGACAGUCUGUUAGAGGAUCCCAGUUUCUAUAAAUCAUUGGAAUUUUUGCUCAAUAAUCCGAUAGAAGAUCUUGGCACUGAACUUACAUUUAGUUUGGAAGUUGAAGAAUUUGGAGUUAGAAAAAUGCGCAUGCUUAAAGAAAAUGGAUCGUCUAUUCCAGUUACUGAUGAAAAUAAGGAAGAAUAUGUGAAGCUCGUUUGUCAAAUGAAAAUGACAGGCUCCAUUAAUCAGCAGUUGAACGCAUUUUUGGAGGGCUUUUACGAAAUAAUUCCGAAACAGCUGAUAUCAAUUUUCAAUGAGCAAGAAUUAGAAUUGUUGAUAAGUGGGCUUCCAAAUGUUGACAUUGAUGAUCUCUAUGCCAAUACAGAAUACAAGACGUACACUAGAUCCUCAUCUCAGAUACAAUGGUUCUGGAAAGCAUUACGUUCGUUUGAACAGGAAGAUCGCGCAAAGUUUUUACAAUUCGUUACUGGUACAAGUAAAGUUCCCCUGCAAGGUUUUGCCGCACUUGAGGGUAUGAAUGGCACGCAGAAAUUUUCCAUUCAUUUGGAUUCGCGAUCUUCAGAUCGACUGCCAACAGCACAUACAUGUUUCAAUCAAUUAGACCUACCACAAUAUGAAACAUAUGACAAACUUCGGGAUAUGCUGUCAUUAGCUGUACGUGAAUGUACCGAAGGAUUUGGAUUUGCUUAA
Molecule: messenger RNA, 11175 nt
Organism: Acanthocheilonema viteae
Lineage: Eukaryota; Metazoa; Nematoda; Chromadorea; Rhabditida; Onchocercidae
Source: the annotation of a GenBank genome assembly